Molecule: messenger RNA, 1746 nt
Organism: Anneissia japonica
Lineage: Eukaryota; Metazoa; Echinodermata; Crinoidea; Comatulida; Comatulidae
Product: tubulin-folding cofactor B-like
Exons: 6
Coding region: 97-843 (248 amino acids)
Biological process (GO): tubulin complex assembly; post-chaperonin tubulin folding pathway; cytoplasmic microtubule organization
Cellular component (GO): nucleus; microtubule plus-end; cytoplasm
Molecular function (GO): microtubule plus-end binding; alpha-tubulin binding
Source: RefSeq, a predicted model, not a curated record
GUGAAAACAAUUAAAUGAGUGAGUGAACUAUCGACAACGGAUGGAUGGAUUGAUAUUGAGAACUUUCUGGAAAUAAACCGUGUUUAUUAACUAAAGAUGUCGUUUACCGUAGUAACACAGGAUUUAGUAGAUGUUGCUAUAUCAAGUUCAUUAAAUUCAUUUGGUAGCCGGCGUAGAUUUCAAAAAGAUAUAACUGUUUCUGAAUUAAAGGGUAAAUUAGAGAUGAUUGUAGGUUCAUCAUCCGCAUUUAUGGAACUGCAGUUGUUUGAUGAAAAUAACAAGAUGGUAACGUCAAUGGCAGAUGAUGCUGCCCUCCUUGGCUCAUUCCCAAUUGAUGACAAUAUGAGGAUACAUGUUAUUGAUAAAGAUCCAAACAGGACAGUGGGUGAAUAUGAAGAUGUGUCAAAAGUAGAGAAAUUUGAAAUUACUGCUCAGGAAUAUGAGGCUAGAUCUGAUUCAGUACGUGCUUUCAAAAAAAGAAAUAAACUUGGAAAAUUCGCUGAUAAAGACCCAGAAGAAGAAAAGAGGAAAGAAGAAGAAAAUAAGAAGAAAGAGAUUGAGGAAGAAACAUUAGCAAAAACUAUUACUGUAGGGUCACGGUGCGAGGUCAACAAUCCCAAAGUCCCUCCUGUUAAACGAGGCACAGUGAGGUUUGUAGGAAAAACAGACUUCAAGCCUGGAUGGUGGGUUGGCAUCCAAUAUGAUGAGCCUUAUGGCAAAAAUAACGGAAGUGUUGGUGGUAAACAGUAUUUUGAAUGUCCGGAUAAAUAUGGUGGAUUCAUCAAACCAAACUUCGUAAAAGUAGGCGACUACCCAGUGGAAGACGAUAUGGACGAGAUGUAAGGAUAACAUUGUCCAGUAUGCUGCAUUGUGAUUGGCUGGUUGAGGGAAGCAAAUAUAGUGUGCAAUUAAAAUGAGAAUAUUUGUGAAAGCUUUGGCUGAUGUUGGACUAACAACGCAUAAGAGUAAACAAGAAACCAGUGUAUUUAUACAAGUGUACAUUAUUUGCUGUAUUUUGACAACUGAUACAAAAGGUGUGCUUAAUAGUAAAUAGUACAUUAUUUUACAAUAAAAAUAUAUUGGCAAAUUUCAGAAUUUCAACACCAUCUCAACAACCAUAAACUUUGGGCAGAGAAAACAAUGCAAUGCUUGGUUGCACUAAUUUGGGAUAUAUAAGAUUUAUCAAGAAUGAUGUUGUAAGUUGCACUCAUUUGCAGUAUCUUGAGUUGCAGUUUAUAAACUGGAAUGUAAUACCACUGUAUAGCUGUUAAAUUCAAUUUUAAGUAUUAUUUUGUUUUUCCUAUGAAAACAAAUUAGUAUGGUAUCUGCCCACGAGUCAUAAACAAAGAUGAUUCUUAUGUUAUUUUUUUAUAUUCAUAAAUUUAAUUUUUACACAUUGAAUAAUUUGUUUAUUUCAUUCAAAAUAACAUUCUGGCAAGUAUCACAGAUACAUGCCUUUAAUAUUUUAUGCAUCAUUGUUGGCUUUGAAAACAAAUAAAUGAAUUUAAAAUCUGAUUUUACAAUUUGUAUUUAAAACAUAUAAAACUGUGUAUUGUAUUAAGUAUAUCAUCUCACACUAUACCAAUUAGAAAUACUGCUGAAACUACGGACAAAGAUGAUAAAUUUGUAGGCUGUGACAACCAUCAAUGACAGUUAACUAAAACAUCACAUCUACAUAAAUCAUGGUGUGUGAGGGUGUGUAAGUAUGUGUUUUUAUGUUUGAAUCAAGGUAUAAGCACAUGAAUU